AUGACAACUUCUCCAGUUUGUUUCGGAGCGUCAGCCGACUCUUUUGGACGCUUUGUAACUCCAAUCGCAGGUGAUUUGCUAACAUUCAAGCUUAUACAUCAAAGUGGAUCUGUAGAGUGCGCAGCAGGUUGGUCAUCACGCUGGGGUUGCACUCUUCCUAGUGUUUCCAAAGAUCACCGACUUGGAACUCACAUCAUAACCAAUUCCCAGAGUGUACGACUUCUUCCAAAAGAUGACUAUUUUUUUGUGGAAGGAUCACCAUGCAACAAUCACUAUUACGGCCUUCCAGGUCAAGCUGCUGACUCACCAGAGCUGCUGUUUGAUAAUUUUUCUACUCCUUUGCAUGUAUCGGUAGGACAGGAAUUCCAGAUAUGGUUCGGGGAAGAUUUAAACAAAUGCUGGCAUGAAAAUAAUGGGCUGGGAAAGACGUGUGUUUUAGUACUUGGGCUUUUUGUUUAA
Porites lobata is the source of this 459-nucleotide messenger RNA. The record is from the annotation of a GenBank genome assembly. Lineage: Eukaryota; Metazoa; Cnidaria; Anthozoa; Scleractinia; Poritidae.